Messenger RNA from Paraphaeosphaeria sporulosa, 1009 nucleotides. RefSeq lists its product as uncharacterized. The coding region runs from base 50 to 748 and encodes 232 amino acids. The transcript has a single exon. The record is from RefSeq and is a predicted model, not a curated record. NCBI's taxonomy places the organism in Eukaryota, Fungi, Ascomycota, Dothideomycetes, Pleosporales, Didymosphaeriaceae.
CUCGCACAAUUCUACAACCCUAUUAACCUAGAGCAGAGUCUACUAUGAGAUGCCCAAGAUCGAAGCAAAGACGGCCCACAAAUCCGUGCUCCUCAAAGGCGUCGACAUGCCUACGAAGAUGCUCAACGAAAACGACGAAACGAAUGUUCGCCGCCAGCAAAACGGCCGAGGCGGUUUCCGAGGUGGUCGCGGCGGCGGUCGCGGAGACUACCACAGCCACAACAACCAGCGCUCGGGCGGCGACAACUACAACAAUAAUAACCGUGGAGGCUACGGAAACGACCGCGGCGGUAGGGGAGGCUACAACAACAACCGCGGAGGAUACAAUAGUGUUGGACGCGGCGGCUACAACAGCUUCCAGCCACCUGCUGGCUACCCGCCGCCACCGUUCCCCAUCCCAGGCAUGAACGGGCUGCCUCCUCCACCUCCAGGCUGGGUCCCACCCCCGCCUCCCGGUCUGGAGGCUUGGGGCGGCAACGGUAGACCACCUGUGCAACAUCCCGUCGGCCAGCAACAUUGGGCUCCGCCGCCGCAGCAUGCGCCGCAGGGCUCGUCGCUGCCGAAUUACCGUCCUGCGAACGAGAUUCUGGGACAUAACGGUGGCGGUAGAGGUGGUGGUGGGUACAAUAAUGGUGGUCAGCAGCGAGGAGGACGCGGUGGAGGAGGAAGGGGAGGAUAUGGCGGUGGUGGGCACAAUAAUGGUGGCGGUCAGCAAGGGAACGGGUACAACAACCACCGCCGGUUCUAGUAUGAUGGGUGGUGGUAUUAGUUUACCCUGGAGUGCUGGUGGUGAAUGAGGUCUUACCUUGCAAGUCUGCGCCUCGUACUCCGUGAAGGAGUGGCCUGCUCGGGUUUCGCCUACAGAGGGCUGCACCAGCCCUAAUAUCGAGGAAAACGACUUGUCUCGCGAUGCAGACAACUUGUGUAUGAUUCUCUGUUUUGCCUAGAUAGCCUUGUUUUGUUUCUUGCUGGGGUGCUCUUGAGAAAAUGCAACUUUUGGAAACCGAUU